AUGGGAGUGACAGGCGUUUUCCCUUUUUUCGGUGUCAAAGAAGCCAACCGCACCAGAAUUGUGGACCAGACACGGGGCAAAAGAAUUGGAGUUGAUGUGUCAAUCUUGGUGUACCAACACGUAUUCAAGACACUCGACUACCAGCAGGCACAAUCACUGUGCCAUUUUUUGUAUACUGAUAAUGGGCGGCAGCACGACCUUCCUGUUUCUUUUUGGUCGAAGCUUCUUGACAAGGGAUUAGGCCUUAUACAGAAGCUUGCCGAUUCCUAUGAGGCCGAAAUAAUUGUGGUGCUUGACGGAGAGACACCACCGUCUAAGCAACACACCGUAGACGAACGAAAGAGGGCCUCUCUGCAGGCUUACACUGAUGCCGUGCAUCACCAAAUGGCACACGAAGUCCAUAAAUCGGAUGAGGCAUAUAAGAAGGCCAUUCGUGCUCCGAAAGAGUACCUCGGCCUACUUGCCAGGAAGGCAGUUGAGCAGGGCAUUCAGGUGGUUGUUGCCCCGUUUGAGGCAGACCAUCAGUUGCUCCACAUGGUGGCGUGCGGCGACAUCGCCUUCAUUUGGUCAGAGGACAGCGACUUCAUUGUUUAUGGAGGUCGGCAACUGCAGAAUUUUAUCGUUAAACCCACCAUCAACAGUGGCCAAGGCCUGGUCAUUACGUCAGCUGAUAUCUUCUGUGUGCACCAGCAUGAUACCAAGCGGGGCACAAAGUUGUACGACUUCACAUACUGGACUCACGAUCAGCUCUUGUGGCUGACAUGCAUGGUUGGUAACGACUACUGCCGGGGUCUUCACGGGAUCGCUCUAAAGAAAGGAUACGAGCUGAUGAUGAAGGCGGGAAGCAAUGGCAUGGCUGUAUCCAACAUCAACGACCUACUUGCUUUUUUAAGCUCUGCACGCUCGACGGAGCACCAAAAGGCUGAGCUGCAGAGUGGGCAACCAGACGGCCUCUCUUUUGAGGAUGGGGUCAGGCGUGCAACAUUUGCGAUGAAGCAUCAGGCAGUGUACAACGUAAAUCAGCAGGCAUUUGUCAACCGCCUAUCUUGUGGUGAUGCAGACACUACACCCGAUGCUGUUACUGAGCAAUGGGCAGGUAGCCCACAGACUGCCCUUGAACGUGUGACUGCAGCAGGAGCUUCACCCCACGGCUACGCACGAGGCGACAUGCUGCCUGUGCCACGUUGCUUUGCUGAUGUUGCCCCAAGUGUGGUAGUUAUGAUGACCCCAACAGGGAUGCCCACAGACAACUGGUACAUGGACGUCGAUGUGCUCAAAAAGGGCUACCGGGUUCCUUUCUUGGAUGACCUCACCUGUAACCAUCACUUCAGUCAGAAAACCGUGAGUGGCACAGCCACUCCACGUGGUGCUGGUGCAACCCUCUUCAAGGGGGCAAUAAGGGCAUCCAGCAUGCACUCUGCCAUGUUAUUGGAUGGGGGACGAAAAACAAGCUGUCGAUGUCCGUAUUCCUGUCCGGCAACUGCCCCUCCAUGGAAGAUCAGCAAAGGGAUUGAAAAGAGCCUUUCAAAGAGCAUACCCAACUACCGGAGAGUCGUCGGCAGCACAGGACAACCGUAG
Messenger RNA from Hyalella azteca, 1578 nucleotides. Its product is annotated as DNA damage-inducible protein DIN7-like. The record is from RefSeq and is a predicted model, not a curated record. The coding region runs from base 1 to 1578 and encodes 525 amino acids. Lineage: Eukaryota; Metazoa; Arthropoda; Malacostraca; Amphipoda; Hyalellidae. The transcript has a single exon. Gene Ontology annotation, molecular function: 5'-flap endonuclease activity.